Messenger RNA from Penicillium lagena, 576 nucleotides. RefSeq lists its product as uncharacterized. The transcript has 3 exons. The record is from RefSeq and is a predicted model, not a curated record. NCBI's taxonomy places the organism in Eukaryota, Fungi, Ascomycota, Eurotiomycetes, Eurotiales, Aspergillaceae. The coding region runs from base 1 to 576 and encodes 191 amino acids.
AUGGCUGCCCCGGAUUCGGCAUACGUACAUGAUUUGACAGGGACUUGGGCUCUGAACAAAAAGUUGUCGGAUGAUCCUGACAAAGUAUUUGCCUUGCAAGGAGUUCCCUGGCUUGUUCGUCACGCCCUCCGAUACGGCAGCCUAUCCUUGACAAUGACCCAGUCAGAGACUACAAGCGAAGCUACGGAUGGGGUAUCUGGAGAAAAAACGACGGUUAUACAUGUCAAGCAAACCGUUCAUCCAGGAGGCUUCGAUAGCGAGGGUGAUUAUCCCGUCGACGGCAAACCCCAUGAUGCCUCGCUUCCAAUUUUCGGAGAUGUCAGCAUGCAAUUCCAAUAUAGCGACGUCGCGGAAGUUGCAGAUAACACCUUUCGUGGAAGCUAUAAAGAGUCCGGAGACUCACGGAUAAUUGAUGAAUUUGCAAUCAAUGCUGUCAAAGGUUGGGAGGCUCGGGUAAUUUGGGGCUUCGAGCUGAUCGAUGGCAAACGUCGUCUCACUAGAAACACUAGAACGACCAAGGGUGGGGAUACUGUUGAUGCUAGAUUUGUUUAUGAUUACCUGACGCAGCAAAGGUAA